AGGAGUGUGGGUCUGGUCUGUGUGCUCAGCAAUGGCUUCUGCUUGGUGGCCCUGCCUGGUCUUGGCUCUGCUGUCUGGUUUGGGGGCCUCUGGCUUUCCGAGAAGCCCCUUCCGGCUGCUGGGGAAACGGAGCCUCCCGGAAGGGGUGGUCGAUGGCAUCGAGGUCUACAGUACCAAAAUUAGCAGCAAGGUGACUUCUCGCUUUGCUCACAAUGUCGUCACCACAAGAGCUGUCAACCGUGCAGAUGUGGCCAAGGAGGUUUCCUUUGAUGUGGAGCUACCCAAGACAGCCUUCAUCACCAACUUCACCCUGACUAUCGAUGGCAUUACCUACCCUGGGAACGUCAAGGAGAAGGAAGCUGCCAAGAAGCAAUAUGAAAAGGCUGUGUCUCAGGGCAAGACAGCUGGCUUAGUCAAGGCCUCUGGGAGGAAGCUAGAGAAGUUCACCGUCUCAGUCAAUGUGGCUGCAGGCAGCAAGGUCACCUUUGAGCUAACCUACGAGGAGCUGCUGAAGAGGCACAAGGGCAAGUACGAGAUGUACCUCAAGGUCCAGCCCAAGCAACUGGUCAAACACUUUGAGAUCGAGGUAGACAUCUUCGAACCCCAGGGCAUCAGCAUGUUGGACGCUGAGGCCUCUUUCAUCACCAAUGACAUCUUGGGCAGCGCCCUCACCAAGUCCUUUUCAGGGAAAAAGGGUCACGUGUCCUUUAAGCCCACCAUGGACCAGCAGCGUUCAUGCUCAAACUGUACAGACUCCCUCCUCAAUGGAGAUUUCACCAUCACCUAUGACGUGAACAGAGAGUCUCCAGCCAAUGUACAGAUAGUCAACGGCUACUUUGUGCACUUCUUUGCACCUCAAGGCCUUCCAGUGGUGCCCAAGAACGUGGUCUUUGUGAUUGAUAUCAGUGGCUCCAUGGAAGGCCGGAAAUUAAAGCAGACGAAAGAUGCCCUUCUCAAAAUCCUGGAUGAUAUGAAAGAAGAGGACUACCUGAAUUUCAUCCUGUUCAGUGGACAUGUGGACACCUGGAAAGAGAGCUUAGUCCAAGCCACUGCUGAGAACCUCCAGGAGGCCAGGGCAUUUGUGAGGAAUAUGAGAAGCACAGGCUUGACCAACAUCAACGACGGUCUGCUGACGGGCAUCAGUAUGUUGAACCAGGCUCGGGAGGCGCAUGUAGUCCCAGAGAGGAGCACGUCCAUUGUCAUCAUGCUGACCGACGGGGACGCCAAUGUUGGUGUGUCAAGACCUGAAAAAAUCCAAGAGAAUGUGAGGAAUGCCAUCGGGGGCAAGUUCCCCUUGUAUAACCUUGGCUUUGGCAACAAUCUGAAUUAUAAUUUCCUGGAGGCUAUGGCCCUGGAGAACCACGGGGUUGCCCGGCGCAUUUAUGAGGAUUCUGAUGCCGACUUGCAGUUGCAGGGCUUCUAUGAGGAAGUAGCCAACCCACUGCUGACGGGCGUGGAGGUGGAGUACCCAGAGAAUGCCAUCCUAGACCUCACCCAGAACAGUUACCACCACUUCUAUGAUGGCUCUGAGAUUGUGGUGGCAGGGCGCCUAGUGGACGAGCACAUGAACAGCUUUAAGGCUGAUGUGAAAGGCCAUGGGGCCAUCAAUGACCUGACCUUCACAGAGGAUGUGGACAUGAAGGAGAUGGAAAAGGCCCUGCAGGAGCAGGACUACAUUUUUGGGAACUACAUUGAGCGGCUCUGGGCCUACCUCACCAUUGAGCAGCUGCUGGAGAAGCGCAAGAAUGCCCAUGGCGAGCAGAAGGAGAAUCUCACAGCCCAAGCCCUGGACCUGUCCCUCAAGUACCACUUUGUAACUCCACUGACCUCCAUGGUGGUGACCAAGCCUGAGGACAAUGAAGAUAUGGAUGCCAUUGCUGACAAGCUUGGGGAAGAAGCACCUGUGGAUAAACAAGAUACAUCUGUGACCCCCUCCUGGCCCUACUCAACCAGUUACCUGUCUUCUCCAAACCCCUACUACUAUGUGGAUGGGGAUCCUCACUUCAUCAUACAAGUUCCCGAGAAAGAUGAUGCCCUCUGCUUCAACAUUGAUGAAGACCCAGGCACGGUGCUGCGUCUCAUUCAGGACCCAGCCACAGGUCUCACAGUUAAUGGGCAGAUCAUUGGUGACAAGAGAGGCAGCCCUGACUCCAAGACCAGAAAGACUUACUUUGGAAAACUGGGCAUUGCCAGUGCUCAUAUGGACCUCCAGAUUGAGGUGACGACAGAGAAGAUCACCUUGUGGAAUGGAGCAGUAUCAAGCACUUUCAGCUGGUUGGACACCGUCACCAUCACACAGGAUGGGCUGUCUGUGACCAUCAACAGGAAGAAGAACAUGGUGGUCUCCUUUGGAGAUGGGGUUACCUUUGUGGUUGUCCUGCACCAGGUGUGGAAGAAACAUCCCAUCCACCAGGACUUUCUAGGCUUCUAUGUCGUGGACAGUCACCGCAUGUCAGCACAGACACAUGGCCUUCUAGGGCAAUUCUUCCACCCUUUUGACUUUAAAGUGUCUGACAUCCACCCAGGCUCUGACCCUACAAAGCCAGAGGCAACCAUGGUGGUGAAGAACCAUCUGCUGACUGUCACCAGGGGCUACCAGAAAGACUACAGAAAGGAUAUCAGUGUCGGCAUGAAGGUCGCCUGCUGGUUUGUCCACAACAAUGGGGAAGGGCUGAUUGAUGGUGUCCACACUGACUACAUUGUGCCCAACCUGUUUUAAAUAGACACACCAGCUCUUGUGGAAAAUGCCUUUCCUGCAUCUGGAAUAGGGGUGCAUAAUGGGCCCUGUGGGAGGGGCCGGGACAAUAAAGCUCAGAGUUGAAACCAGAAA
This is a messenger RNA of Otolemur garnettii (small-eared galago), 2830 nucleotides long. RefSeq names its product inter-alpha-trypsin inhibitor heavy chain 3 (gene ITIH3). Gene Ontology annotation, biological process: hyaluronan metabolic process. The coding region runs from base 32 to 2719 and encodes 895 amino acids. Gene Ontology annotation, molecular function: serine-type endopeptidase inhibitor activity. The record is from RefSeq and is a predicted model, not a curated record. NCBI's taxonomy places the organism in Eukaryota, Metazoa, Chordata, Mammalia, Primates, Galagidae. The transcript is spliced from 22 exons.